AUGGAGGAUGAGGAAGAAGAAACCAACAAUGCUCAACCUGCAAGGAGGGCGUUGGCCUCUUACAUUAUCCCCAAUGCAAGAAACUGUGGGAGUAGCAUACUCACUCCCAACAUUCAUGCAAAUAACUUUGAGUUGAAGCCUCAACUUAUUACUCUGGUGCAGAACAAUUGCUCCUUUGGAGGAGGUCCACUUGAAGAUCCAAACCAACACUUAUCCAUCUUCCUCAAGAUUUGUGAAACUGUCAAAACAAGUGGUGUGCAUCCAGACAUCUACAAGCUGCUGCUGUUUCUAUUCUCUCUGAGGGAUAAGGCUUCUCAAUGGUUAGAGACAUUUCCCAAAGAAAGCAUCAAUAGUUGGGAAGAAUUAGUGAGUAAAUUCCUAGCCAAAUUCUACCCACCUCAGAGGAUCAUUAGAUUGAAGACAGAAGUGCAAACAUUCACUCAAAUGGAUGGAAAAUUACUUUAUGAGGCUUGGGAGAGAUACAAGGCCUUGAUCAGAAAGUGUCUACCUGAGAUGUUUAGCGAAUGGGACAGACUUCAGAACUUCUAUGAGGGCUUGACUAUGAAAGCCCAAGAGGCCCUUGAUUAUUCGGCAGGAGGUUCAUUACAACUAAUGAAGACAGCUGAAGAAGCCCAACAUCUCAUAGACACUAUGACCAACAAUCAAUACUUUUAUGCUCAUCAAAGGCAACGCCAACCAGCUCCCAAGAGAGGUGUCUUGGAGCUUGAAGGUGUUGACACUAUCUUGGCACAAAAUAAACAGAUACAUCAACAACUUCAGCAACAAAUGGAAAUGACGGCCAAGAAAAUUGAUGGACUGCAAAUUGCUGCAGUAAAUACACAAAGCCAAUCUCAAACCUCACAUGGAUGGAAGCAAUAUGAAGAAGGUUUUGGGACAUUCAAUUAUGAGCAACAAGGCCCUGAGCAGGUGCAAUACAUGAAUAAGACCUCAAGUUCAUUCCAACACGACUUCCAUGGUGAUGCACACAAUCCAUCCUGGAGGACUCAUUCUAACUUUAGGUGGGGUGAGCAUUAG
Arachis stenosperma is the source of this 1035-nucleotide messenger RNA. RefSeq lists its product as uncharacterized. The transcript has a single exon. NCBI's taxonomy places the organism in Eukaryota, Viridiplantae, Streptophyta, Magnoliopsida, Fabales, Fabaceae. The coding region runs from base 1 to 1035 and encodes 344 amino acids. The record is from RefSeq and is a predicted model, not a curated record.